Messenger RNA from Drosophila biarmipes, 1059 nucleotides. RefSeq names its product heat shock protein 23 (gene Hsp23). The record is from RefSeq and is a predicted model, not a curated record. Gene Ontology annotation, biological process: protein refolding; response to heat. Gene Ontology annotation, molecular function: protein folding chaperone. Lineage: Eukaryota; Metazoa; Arthropoda; Insecta; Diptera; Drosophilidae. Bases 265 to 840 code for a protein of 191 amino acids. The transcript has a single exon.
UCGUUCAACCGGCAUCAGUUGAAUUCAAAACGCCGAAGCGAUAACAGCAAACAGCGAAAGCAAAGUCACCUAUCAAAAACCAAAGUACUCUGAAAAAGUAUCUCCUUACAAUCUUGACCCACAAAAGAUACAAAUUAAAGCGCCUUAUCAAAAGUUAGACAACCAAAGCGAAAGUUACCUAUCGAAAGCAAAAGUACUUUGCAAAAGUAUCUUACCACCGAAUCCUACCCCGCAAAAGAUACAAGUUAGAGAACCUCGUUGAAAAUGGCCAACCUACCGCUACUGCUGAGCCUGGCCGACGACCUGGGCCGCAUGUCGAUGGUGCCCUACUAUGAGCCCUACUACUGCCAGCGCUCCAGGAACCCCUACCUGGCCUUCGCCGUGCCCCUGGAGCAGCAGCUGCGCCAGCUGGAGAAACAGGUGGGCGCCUCGUCGGCAGCCUCGGGAGCCGCUUCGAAGAUCGGCAAGGACGGCUUCCAGGUCUGCAUGGACGUGUCGCACUUCAAGCCCAGCGAACUGGUCGUCAAGGUGCAGGACAACUCGGUCCUGGUCGAGGGAACCCACGAGGAGCGCGAGGACGACCAUGGCUUCAUCACCCGUCACUUCGUCAGGCGCUACGCCCUGCCCGAGGGCUACGAGGCCGACAAGGUGGCCUCCACGCUGUCCUCCGACGGCGUCCUGACCAUCAAGGUGCCCAAGCCGCCGGCCAUCGAGGACAAGUCCAAGGAGCGCAUCGUCCAGAUCCAGCAGGUGGGUCCCGCCCACCUCAACGUCAAGGAGAAUCCCAAGGAGCAGAUCCAGGAGCAGCCCAAGGAGCAGAACAACGGCAAGGACAAGUAGGAGGCGCGCCGUUGCCAAGAAUCGCUGUAUUUAACCAUUAUCAAAGUCAUGUAUCUGUUUUAUAAGCUGUAGUUUCCUGGGGCACCCUACCAUACUAUACCUAAGCCACUAGGGGUGUCCUGGCUUAGUCUUAGUUUGGAAUUUAAAAUUUAAUUUACCGAAAUGGGCUGAAAUAAUAUUAUAUUACCAUUACAAAUAAAAUAACUAUUACCAAUUUAA